UAUGCGGCAAUCAAGACGGAAGUAAGUGCUUUUUUCCAUAAUUUAUAGAAGAAAUAGUAAAUAACUAAGGCUGUGGCUGUUGAAGAAGAAACAAAUGGCUGCGCUUCCUUCUUCCAUUCAUAAACACAUACUUCUUCCGAAGGAAAACGAGGGUUACAUAUCUUUCAACAAACCAAAAGUCCACUACCGUCCUCAUUUUCAAAAGUUACGGGCUGUUGUGAAUAAAUUGGACUUUGCCCAUCAGGUGUUUGAUGAAAUUCCCCAACCAAAGACAUACGCCUGGAACCAAUUGAUCCAGACCCAUCUCUCCAAUAAGCAUCCUCGGAAUGCUCUCUCUGUUUAUCACGGAAUGAUGCUUCGUGGUAUCUGUCCCGAUAAUCAUACUCUCCCCCGCAUCUUAACGGCAUCCCGUCUCUGCUUCGACUUAGCGUUUGGGAAACAAGUUCAUGCCCAUGUUUUCAAGCAUGGCUUCUCCUCCGACGUCUAUGUCAUCACUGCUUUAAUACAAUUGUAUGGUUGUCUACAUGGCGUGGAAACUGCGAAAUGGGUGUUGGAUAAUGCCCCCACUUCCAGUUCUGUUGCUCUCACUAUACUGGCCAAGCUGUACUUAGCAGACAAUAAACCCCACUCGGCUAUCGAGGUUUUUAACCGAAUGAUUCGGUCGAAGGCUGAAAUCGAUCCGGUGGCAUUGGCAACCGCUGCCGGCACCUGUUCCCGCUUAAAGUCAAUACAACAGGCGAGAAACGUGCAUAAGAUUGCUAAGGAAUGUGGUUUGGAAUUUCAUUUACUUGUCAGCAAUUCACUGAUGAAAAUGUAUAUUGAUUGUGAUAGUCUUGAGGAAGCUCAAUCUUUGUUCGAUGCAAUGCUGUCGAGAGAUAUCAUUUCGUGGACCGAGAUGAUUCGAGGACUUGUAAAAAAUGGGGGAUAUAAUGAGGCUGUCAAACUGUUUCGCCUAAUGAAUAGAGCUGGAAUCAAACCCGAUUCGCUCACGAUUACUAGCGUUCUUCCGGCCUGUGCGAGAGUACCUGGUCAUAAGCAAGGGAAGGAAUUACAUGCCUACUUGCUUAGGAACGGAUUAGACAUGAAUCUCAUAGUCCAGAAUGCUUUAAUGGACAUGUAUGUCAAAUCAGGAUUCAUUGAAUUAGCUUCGAAUGUUUUCAUGUCGAUGAUCGAGAGAGAUAUUUUCUCUUGGACUAUAAUAAUAUCGGGAUAUAGCUUGCACGGACAGGGAAGGCGAGGACUGGAUUUGUUCUCGGAGAUGGAGAAAAAUUCCAGCUUAGAAAUAGACGAGUUCGCAUAUGCUGCGGUUCUCCAUGCUUGUGUGACUUCUUGCAAUGUCAAUGUAGGAAUGUCUUACUUCAACCACAUCAAGAAACCUACAGUUACACAUUGUCUUCUGAUGGUAGCCCUUCUAGCUCGUGCUGGACUCUUCAAUAAGAUGCGCAACUUUAUCGAGGAACACCGGAUUGAACAUACCGCAGACAUAUUAAGAGCUGUGCUAGAUGGAUGCAGGAUCCAUCGGCAAGAAACGAUGGGGAAACGAAUCACCGAGCAGCUUUGUGAAUUGGAGCCUCUCAAUGCCGAGAACUACGUUUUACUGUCGAAUUGGUAUGCAGAGAGCGCGAAAUGGGACAUGGUCGAAAAACUAAAGACAACAAUCAAAGACAUGGGUUUGGAGCCGAAAAGUGCGUACAGUUGGAUAGAGUUUCGAAACAAAGUUCACGUGUUCGGAACAGGUGAUGUUUCCCACCCCAGAUCCGAGAUGAUAUAUUGGGAGUUGCAGCAUUUGAUGAAGAAAAUGGAAGAUGAAGGAGGACAUGAGCCUAAUUCAGAAUUUAGCCUCCAUGAUGUCGACGAAGAACGCGAAUGUAUUCGAAUCGGACAUUGUGAGAUGUUAGCCAUUUCUCUUGGGCUUAUCAGUACACAAGAAAGAGUAACUGUUCGUGUUACUAAGAAUCUCCGAGUAUGCAGAAGCUGCCAUGACUUUGCAAAGGGUAUAUCCAAGAUAGUAGAUAGAGAAAUCAUUAUAAAGGAUCCUAAUUGUUUCCACCAUUUCAAGAAUGGCCACUGUUCAUGUGGGGAUCUUUGGUGAUUUCUGUAGAGAGAUCAUGAAAAU
Messenger RNA from Hibiscus syriacus, 2116 nucleotides. Its product is annotated as pentatricopeptide repeat-containing protein At3g12770-like. NCBI's taxonomy places the organism in Eukaryota, Viridiplantae, Streptophyta, Magnoliopsida, Malvales, Malvaceae. The record is from RefSeq and is a predicted model, not a curated record. The transcript has a single exon. Bases 95 to 2092 code for a protein of 665 amino acids. Gene Ontology annotation, molecular function: zinc ion binding; RNA binding; protein binding. Gene Ontology annotation, biological process: RNA modification.